UGCAGCCUCAUGGACUACCGCUCCCAAUGUGCUCCGCGCCAGAAUGAAGACUACAAGUCCCGGCGUAUGGGUAGCGGGCAGCGGCGCCAUCUUCCGCGGCGCGGAUUGAAUGAGCCACUGCACCAGAGUAGCCGAGGGGAUCUGCGCGCCACCGCCUCCGCCAUGGCGUCCCUGCCGCCCCGCGCAGGGCCCGCCACGCCGCUUUCUCCCGCGCGCCUGUCUCGACUGCAGGAGAAGGAGGAGCUGCGCGAGCUCAACGACCGCCUGGCGCACUACAUCGACCGCGUCCGCGCUCUCGAGCUGGAGAAUGAUCGUCUGCUGCUCCGGAUCUCCGAAAAGGAGGAGGUGACCACGCGCGAGGUGAGUGGCAUCAAGGCCCUGUACGAGUCGGAGCUGGCUGAUGCCCGGCGGGUGCUGGAUGAGACGGCCCGGGAGCGUGCGCGGCUGCAGAUUGAGAUGGGGAAGCUGCAGGCUGAGCUGGAUGAGGCCAGGAAGAGUGCCAAGAAGCGGGAAGGUGAGCUCACAGUGGCUCAGGGCCGCGUGAAGGACCUGGAAUCCCUGUUCCACCGGAGCGAGGCAGAGCUGGCCUCAGCCCUCAGUGACAAGCACGGGCUGGAGAAUGAUGUGACGGAGCUCCGGGCACAGCUGGCAAAGGCAGAGGAUGGUCACGCUGUGGCCAAGAAACAGCUGGAGAAGGAGACACUGAUGCGUGUGGACCUAGAGAACCGUUGCCAGAGCUUGCAGGAGGAGCUGGGCUUCAGCAAGAGUGUGUUUGAGGAGGAGGUGCGGGAGACCCGACGGAGGCAUGAGCGGCGCUUGGUGGAGGUGGACAGCAGCCGGCAGCAGGAGUACGACUUCAGGAUGGCACAGGCCCUGGAAGACUUGCGCAGCCAACAUGAUGAGCAAGUGCGGCUGUACCGGCUGGAGCUGGAACAGACUUAUCAAGCCAAGCUGGACAAUGCCAAGCUGAGCUCGGACCAGAACGACAAGGCAGCCAGUGCAGCACGUGAGGAACUCAAAGAAGCCCGCAUGCGCGUUGAGUCCCUCAGCUACCAGCUCUCAGGCCUCCAAAAGCAGGCCAGUGCUGCAGAGGACCGCAUCCGUGAGCUGGAGGAAGCCGUGGCUGGGGAGCGCGACAAGUUCCGCAAGAUGCUGGAUGCCAAGGAGCAGGAGAUGACUGAGGUGCGCGAUGCCAUGCAGCAGCAGCUGGCCGAAUACCAAGAGCUGUUGGACAUCAAGCUGGCCCUGGACAUGGAAAUCAGUGCCUAUCGCAAGUUGCUGGAGGGCGAGGAGGAAAGGUUGAAGCUGUCCCCCAGCCCAUCUUCCCGAGUCACUAUCUCUAGGGCCACCUCGAGCAGCAGUGGCAUUAGCAUGUCAGUGGGGCGGGGCCGGGGCAAGCGCCGUCGACUGGAAACCGAAGAUACCCAGGGCUCCCGCAGCACCAGCUCAGGCUCAAGCAUGGGAAGCAGCUCUCGCCUGGCCCAGCAGGCAGCGGUCCCGAGUGUCGUGACCAUCGAUGAGGUAGACCUGGAAGGCAGGUUCGUGCGUCUCAAGAACUCCUCGGACAAGGACCAGGCUAUGGGAAACUGGAGGAUCAAGAGACAGGUCCUGGAGGGUGAGGACAUUGCCUAUAAGUUCACGCCGAAAUACGUCUUGCGGGCCGGCCAGACGGUCACGGUGUGGGCAGCUGGUGCAGGGGUCGUCCACAGCCCCCCAUCAACCCUUGUGUGGAAAAGCCAGAGCAGCUGGGGCUCUGGGGAGAGCUCCCGCACUGUCCUAGUCAACGCAGAUGGAGAGGAAGUGGCUGUCCAGGCCAUGAAACAGUCAUCCAUUCAGGUGAGCGAGAACGGGGAGGAGGAGGAGGAAGAGGCAGAAUUCGGCGAGGAGGACCUUUUCCACCAGCAGGGGGAUCCGAGGACUACCUCAAGGGGUUGCCGGCUGAUGUGAAACCUGCCCCAUGGUCACCAAGAUCCUCAAAGUCCCUGAGAUUAUUUUUUUAGUCAGCUUUCACUAGUCCUUGAUACAUUUCUAAAUGACUGUUAAGCGACCUUGAGAAUGUGGGUAGCCUCUGCUGGGUUCCUAGAGGUGGGUAUGUGCCUGCAGGCCUCACCCUCUCCACUGUCACCUUGUUUGAUACGGAGACCUGGGCCAGGAACUGCAGGCUGAGGGACUUGGGCCUAAGGCCAAUCUGGGAGGGGCAGGAGCCUGAUGGCUGGCUCAUGGACCUAGGGUGAGACUGCAGUGAUUCACUAGUUGAGUUUUCUUUGAAGAUUCUUAAAUCAAACCAAAUUCAGAAUCCUGGUUCCAGAGGGCUGUGGUGAUCAGUAGCCUGUCAGGAUUUAGUGGCUACACAGGGUAGACCCUCCAUCCCUGGGGUUGGUGAUGUAAAGGAAGCACCUGAACCCAGGGGGUCUCCAGCUCUGUACCCUGAGCAUGAAGGCUCUGUGAUAGUUCCCAGCCUCAGGGUGUCUCAGGCAUCUCUGGGCUUGGAUUCCACAACAAUCUAGUCCCUUCUAAAGCUGAGGACCAAGAAGGAGGAUGCUCACAUAUUGGACAACUCCUUCUUUCUUAAGAUUGUCACUCUGGUAGACUGGAGGACAGACAGAUCAUGGGUGCUCUACCUUCAGAAGCAAAGGCUGUGGGUUCCCAGCCAGUGACUGCUCACAGCAAUGUGGCAAAGCCAGCUGUACUCAUGGUCCUGUGCAUACACUCUGCAUGGUCCCUCUGUGCCCCACCCUGCUGGCUUGGCCUGGAUGCUUUCUGCAGUGGAACAUAGUUCCACAAGCUCCAAGUACCAGCCAGCUCACACCUGUCACCUUCAUCUCCCUACCAUAGACACACGGUAUUUUUUUAACGGAUAUUUAUUUUUUUACAUCAUUAAUGCAGCUCUCUGAGACUCUGCUCUGGGGGUUCAGGCCCAGGGCUGCCACAGAUGGAGAUCACCCUACCUUCAUUCAGUUUCCUUUACUGAGCCACGAGGGGUGCUGCCUCUCCUGGCACAGCCGGUGGUAGGAGUAAGUUAGGCCCACUCUCCCCAUAGCAAGAGCCACAGAAUGCCACUACUGCCACUAACCCCCAGAACCCACCAGCCACCUCCUGCUUCUAGAUACCUCGGUUUCCUUUAAGUGAUAGGUGUUGGAUUCUGGACUGUCUCCAGUUGGUUCCUGGAUGGUCGGGGCAGGCUGCAGUCUCCACACAGCUCCGUUGCCUUGCCCAUAGGGCAGGUGUCCUCGGGUGCACCCGGAACUAGAGCUGGCUUCCUUGUGUUUGAGGAACGGGACUGGAGUAGCUAGCAGUCCCUAAGGGGUCCUGUUCUGGCUCCUGCAAGCUAGGCGAUUCCAAGGGUGGCACUGCGGCUUGGAAGCAGCCUGCAUUGCGCGCAUCGCUCAGAUUUACAGGUUGUUUAUUUCCUGAGAUGCAUGCCAAAAGUGUGUUCCGCCUUUUUUUUUUUUCCUCCCUGCUAUGAUUUGUAAUAUACAUUUUACGACUGGAAACUUUUGUACACUCAAAUAAACAGUUUGAUUUUAA
Molecule: messenger RNA, 3528 nt
Organism: Phodopus roborovskii (desert hamster)
Lineage: Eukaryota; Metazoa; Chordata; Mammalia; Rodentia; Cricetidae
Gene: Lmnb2
Product: lamin B2
Source: RefSeq, a predicted model, not a curated record